CGGCGGCCGCGGCUGCUGCUGCUGCGGCGGCGGCGGUGGUGGCGGCGGUGGGGUGGCGGGAGCGGAGCGGCAUGGCCACGGCGGCUUCUAACCCCUACCUGCCGGGGAACAGCCUGCUGGCGGCCGGCUCCAUUGUACACUCGGACGCGGCGGGAGCCGGCGGCGGCGGGGGCGGCGGCGGCGGCGGGGGCGGCGGCGGCGGCGCGGGCGGCGGCGGGGGCGGCAUGCAGCCCGGCAGCGCCGCCGUGACCUCAGGCGCCUACCGAGGGGACCCGUCCUCCGUCAAGAUGGUCCAGAGCGACUUCAUGCAGGGGGCCAUGGCCGCCAGCAACGGCGGCCAUAUGCUAAGCCACGCGCAUCAGUGGGUCACGGCCCUACCCCACGCCGCCGCCGCCGCCGCCGCCGCUGCCGCCGCCGCCGUGGAGGCCAGCUCGCCGUGGUCCGGCAGCGCCGUGGGCAUGGCCGGCAGCCCCCAGCAACCGCCGCAGCCGCCGCCGCCGCCGCCGCAGGGCCCCGACGUGAAGGGCGGCUCGGGUCGCGACGACCUGCACGCGGGCACCGCGCUGCACCACCGCGGGCCGCCGCACCUCGGGCCCCCGCCGCCGCCCCCGCACCAGGGCCACCCGGGGGGCUGGGGGGCCGCCGCCGCCGCAGCCGCCGCCGCCGCCGCCGCCGCAGCCGCCGCACACCUCCCGUCCAUGGCCGGGGGCCAGCAGCCGCCGCCGCAGAGUCUGCUCUACUCGCAGCCCGGGGGCUUCACGGUGAACGGCAUGCUGAGCGCGCCCCCGGGCCCGGGCGGCGGCGGCGGCGGCGCGGGCGGCGGCGCCCAGAGCCUGGUGCACCCGGGGCUGGUGCGCGGGGACACGCCCGAGCUGGCCGAGCACCACCACCACCACCACCACCACGGGCACCCGCACCCGCCGCACCCGCACCACGCGCAGGGGCCUCCGCACCACGGCGGCGGCGGCGCGGGGCCCGGGCUCAACAGUCACGACCCGCACUCGGACGAGGACACACCGACGUCGGACGACCUGGAGCAGUUCGCCAAGCAGUUCAAGCAGCGGCGCAUUAAACUCGGCUUCACGCAGGCCGACGUGGGGCUGGCUCUGGGCACGCUGUACGGCAACGUGUUCUCGCAAACCACCAUCUGCCGCUUCGAGGCCCUGCAGCUGAGCUUCAAGAACAUGUGCAAGCUCAAGCCGCUGCUGAACAAGUGGCUGGAGGAGGCGGACUCGAGCACCGGCAGCCCCACGAGCAUCGACAAGAUCGCGGCGCAGGGCCGCAAGCGCAAGAAGCGGACCUCCAUAGAGGUGAGCGUCAAGGGCGCGCUCGAGAGCCACUUCCUCAAGUGCCCCAAGCCCUCCGCGCAGGAGAUCACCAACCUGGCCGACAGCCUGCAGCUGGAGAAGGAGGUGGUGCGGGUCUGGUUCUGCAACCGGCGCCAAAAGGAGAAGCGCAUGACGCCGCCCGGGAUCCAACAGCAGACGCCCGACGACGUCUACUCGCAGGUGGGCACCGUGAGCGCCGACACGCCGCCGCCGCACCACGGACUGCAGACGAGCGUGCAGUGAAGGCAAGGGGCGCAGCGCGAAGAGGGCCGCCGCCGCCGCCGCCGCCGCCUCCGCAGCCGCUGUCAGCACCGCCGCCAACCCCCGCCGCCGCCGCCGCCGCCGCCGCCGCCGCGCCGACCCGCACCGGGGCCGCACCGGGCCCAGGCCAGUCCGCCGCCUUCCCCUCCGCCCAAAGACAAACAUGCCCGCCCUUGGAGGAGAGAGAGAGAGAGAGAGAGAGAGACGGACCAAGAAGACAUUUCUGAAGUCCAAGGAAGGAGGGGCAAAACACAAAACAAAAGCGUAACAAAUAACCAGACUGUUUUAUAUACGUAUAUAUAACAAACAAAACCGGAAGAGAAAAAGGAGGCGAUCAUGAGAUCUCGUUUAUACUGUGGUGGUGUUUCCUUUUUGUUUUUCUGUUUUCUUUUUAAAGAAGGGUGAAGAUGCCUAGCGCACCAAAACUGCACUCGUGAGGUUUUCCCCACCCUAGGAAGUCCUACAUGGCAACAGUGGACAGCACCUAGCACCUGCCUCGUCCUCGCCUCUUAAAAAAAAAAAAAAAAAAAAAAAAAAAGCGGCUCCCCCCCCCCUCCGCCCCCGCUCUCCUUUUCACUCCCCCCAUCCAAAGGGCUGACUAAAGUGAUCUACCGAAACUUUCUUUCCUGGGAGCGACGUGCAAGAAAGCAGAGGCACCCUGUUUUAGUUGGCCAUGUUAAAGUCAUUUGGGGACAAAUGGACUAUGAAAUAGGAAGGAGAAAACAAAGAACAGUCUUCAGGAAAAAAAAAAAAGAAAGCAAGCAAGAAAGAAAAUAUUCACAGCUUUUGAAAUUAACAGACUGAAUAGCAAAGCCAAAAGAAAAAGUCUUCUCAAAGUAACCUUGGAAAUAAAGCAUCACGAAAGAGCAGAGGGAUGGGCGAGGGAGAAGGGGACGGCUACCCAGGAGUGGGGGAGGCCAGGCUGAGUCGGGCAGGGCGGGUGGACUGGGCUAGGAGCAAGGCCCCGCCACCAGCCCCGGCUUUAACGGCGGGCACUCGGGUGGAUGAGGCCUAAAGAUUCCACCGCGAAUAUUUUUUUUAUUAAUAUUUUUAUUUUUUAUUUCUGGACUGACUCAGAUAAAGAGAUUUAGAAGGACUGAGCACCAGCCGCUGCACUCCUCUGGACUUCUCUCCUCAAUCCGUUGCCAACUUUGAUUGAAUGGGUGCUGUGGAUGUGAUUAUAUAAUACUGCCAUUUCCAAGCAGUGUUUUUGGUAGGUUUUAAUAAACAGACUUUUCAAAAGACGGCAAUAUAGAAUUGUUAGAUCCGUUGUUGAUCUAAAAAUAUUUGCUUUAUAUUUUCAUUAAAUGACUUCUUUUAAUAUUUUAUUCAGAAUACUUAUGAACUGCUGCAAAACGGUAAUUUAUUUUUCCCCAGAUCUUGUAUUACGUGUUUUUUUCAGACGAGCACAAAUCAAAAUGAAAUGAAAAUAUGGACAGUUGCUAGGUAGUAAGGGUAUCUUUUGAUGUGAUCAUUUGAUUGUAAUUUAAUUUGAGUAGUGAUUCCGUAAGAGCUGAUCGAGAAAAUAAAUUUGUUAGAAUGAAA
Acinonyx jubatus (cheetah) is the source of this 3134-nucleotide messenger RNA. RefSeq names its product POU class 3 homeobox 3 (gene POU3F3). Bases 72 to 1571 code for a protein of 499 amino acids. Gene Ontology annotation, molecular function: RNA polymerase II cis-regulatory region sequence-specific DNA binding; DNA-binding transcription factor activity, RNA polymerase II-specific. The transcript has a single exon. Gene Ontology annotation, biological process: regulation of transcription by RNA polymerase II; brain development. NCBI's taxonomy places the organism in Eukaryota, Metazoa, Chordata, Mammalia, Carnivora, Felidae. Gene Ontology annotation, cellular component: nucleus. The record is from RefSeq and is a predicted model, not a curated record.